CGCUGCUGCCGGGCGGGCGCGGCCAUCGCUGCCCGCUGCGCUCCGGCAUUCCCGCGCGGCCUCGCCAUGGCCAAGAGCAAGUUCGAGUACGUGCGGGACUUCGAGGCGGACGACACGGUGCUGCCCAACUGCUGGAUCGUGGUGCGGCUGGACGGCCGCAACUUCCACAGGUUUUCUGAGCAGCAUGAAUUCAAAAAGCCAAAUGAUGACCGUGCUCUGAAUCUGAUGACCAAGUGUGCCCAGACAGUGAUGCAAGAACUGGAGGAUAUUGUUAUUGCUUAUGGACAGAGUGAUGAAUAUAGUUUUGUUUUCAAAAAGAAGAGCAGGUGGUUUAAAAGAAGAGCAAGUAAGUUCAUGACUCAUGUGGUCUCCCAGUUUUCCUCAAGUUACGUGUUCUAUUGGAAGGAUUACUUUAAGGAUCAGCAGCUACUGUACCCACCAGGAUUUGAUGGACGAAUUGUGUUGUAUCCCAGCAAUCAGAAUUUGAAGGACUACCUCAGCUGGAGGCAAGCAGACUGCCAUAUUAAUAACCUUUAUAAUACAGUGUUCUGGAUGCUUGUACAGCGAAGUGGUUUGACACCAGUGCAAGCACAGGAGAGGCUCCGGGGAACUUUGGCUGGAGAUAAGAAUGAAAUCUUAUUUUCUGAAUUCAACAUCAACUACAACAAUGAACCUUUGAUGUAUAGAAAAGGAACUGUCCUAAUAUGGCAAAAGGUUAAUGAAGUCAUCACUAAGAAAAUAAAACUGCCAAAGGAAGAAGAAGAAAAAGAAGUGGAAGUGACCCGGACUAAGACUAAAGUUGUUCCCCUGCACUGUGACAUCAUUGGGGACCAGUUUUGGGAGGAAUAUCCUGGGAUUCUGGCUGAGGAUAGUUGAUAUCUCUGAUGACCAUAACUAGUAGUUUACAUUUUGCUCUGCUUGGGUUGUUGGCAAGCGAGGAAUACAAAUGGUGGCUGGCAGAGUUUGACCUGUAACCCUGUUCAGCAGCUACAUUGGGGUUAGCACUGUUGCUGCCUAAAAAGAAAACACUGGUGCUGUCUGACAUACAGGAUAUGCCCACGUGGAAAGCUAAAAUCAUAUAUUUUGAAUGUUAAGAGCUCAUCAUGAAUUAGAGACUGUUCCUGCCUUGUACAUAUGUAUUUGUAAAAAAAGUAUGUAGAAAUUUCCUGUAUUUCUAUAACAUUUAAACAAUGAGGUAUUUUUUUCAACUGCUGGACUAUAAAAAAGCCCACAUAUGUGAACAGAAAACUAAUACAUUGAUUUUUUUUUUUUUCAACUGAGAUGGACCAGAAUACUUCAAUUGGGAUUUAGUAUUAAAUUUCAAGGCUGGUGUGUUUAGUCAGAUGAGUGACUAACCAUUCAACUGCCUGAUGUCUGAUUCUUACUGAAAUGCAAUGGAGUAGCCCAGCAGUUUUGUAUGGUAGAUUUUAAAAGUAUUUGUCAUAUAUGCAGGAUUUUUAUACUUUAAAAAAAUAUAAAUAAUAGUACCUUCCCUGCUGUGUUUCAUUAUGUGGCCUUUCUCAUUCCUGGGACUUGUACUAGUAAGUGGUGACACUUCCAAACAGUGAAGUUAAUAAUAAAUACACUGUACAGGUUGGAAUUCUGUUAGGGCAUGGGUAGACAUCUUUCCUCAUAUUCCUUGGCCUGGGAAUUCACCUGUCUCCUAUUGUGCACAGCACAGCAUAUUUUAAAAAAAAUAAAGUACAACAUAGCAGAACAUUCCAGGUGCCUGCAAAGAGGGAGCCAACAACAAUUUGUGCUGCUGUUUUCUGAUCUCCCUGGGAAUGACACAGACAGAGCAGUGCUGCCAAUCCGUGUUUGUUGGAGGAAAGGGAGGAGUGUGUGUUGCCUGCUCUAUGCACAGUUCUGUUCUGCUUUAACUGUCACUUAAAACCUUUUGUCAAAAUCGACCUCUCAGAGCAGAAAUAUUUCUGCUAAAGGAUAGGGGCUUGUCCCAGUGUAACUGGAAUUGGAGGGAAAUAACCUAUUUCAGUGUAGAAGUACAGCUAUAAUGACAGGUGUUGAUAUGGCUAUUACUGCUUCUAACCAAGCUGGUUUCAAAACCAUCCCAGAACAGUAACUGGACCAGUUGUUACUAAUGAGAAAUGGUCAGCAGUUGGGCCUGACCAGAAAAAUUCAAAGAAAGGAUCAAGAAGGUCCAGUACUGAGUUAAAUUCCCAUGAAUUCUCUUAUCAGCCUACUCUGUUUCCCCUUUCUGCAGAAGAAUUUACACAUUUAAGGCAAUGUGGUUUUGGUGUUUGUUUCUUUUUUAAAAACCUCUGAACCAGGUGCUGAUGUAAACUUCAACUUUGCAAGUUCUUUCUGAGAUUAGGCAAUGAGCCUGUGAGUUUAUAACAGCACAGGGUUCUCCCCUGCUUCUCUGUACUGGUUAAAUACAUGCAAUGAGAGAAUGUAUUUUGUUAUCUUCUAGCACACAUGCAAUUUACUUGACUUUGAAAUUCCAUGUUAACUGCUUGGUGCCUGACUUUGGAUACAUACAAAGCAACUGUUCCAAAACUGGUAACAGCUGGAUUUACUCAGCCUGGUAACAGAUGAAACAUUAAAAAAAUUAUUUGUCAGCCAUGAUUUAUGUUUGGAAAGUAUUAUAUAGGUUUUUUAUUUUAUAUUAUGGCUGCCUGAUACAUUUUACAGUAUCUUUAUGUAUGUAUAUUGUGUGUGUAUAUAAAAAAACAGGUCUGUAUUAGGUCUAAUUAACUCAUUCUUACAAUUAUAGGGAAUAAGUCAACAUAGCUGUUCACAUAUGGAUGCAGACUUUGGAACCAAGAUAAGGAAUCUCUGUACAACCAUGGUCUUUAAUUUGUAUUAAGAUAUAUGCUAGAGGAAGAAAAUCCCUGUGGUAUCCUUAUGCAUACAUAAGGUGUACAUGUAUAUGACUCCUGUAGGGGAAAGUAACUAUUCCCAAGUUAGCAGCCUGGUGUAGGUGGCACAGACAGCACACAGGUAUUUCUGUAGCUGCAGGAGUCCUGCACGGUGCCCAGUGAAGAAAGAGGUGUUUCCUCUGAAGUUGGUGAAACAUUAUGAAACAUUAAUGGAGGCGGUGAAUCAUUAUAGUAAAACCUAUAAAAAAGUGUUUCCUUGCUGUUCCUCAGUGAAA
Molecule: messenger RNA, 3115 nt
Organism: Sturnus vulgaris (Common starling)
Lineage: Eukaryota; Metazoa; Chordata; Aves; Passeriformes; Sturnidae
Gene: THG1L
Product: tRNA-histidine guanylyltransferase 1 like
Biological process (GO): tRNA modification
Molecular function (GO): tRNA guanylyltransferase activity; magnesium ion binding
Source: RefSeq, a predicted model, not a curated record